Messenger RNA from Mesocestoides corti, 6297 nucleotides. NCBI's taxonomy places the organism in Eukaryota, Metazoa, Platyhelminthes, Cestoda, Cyclophyllidea, Mesocestoididae. The record is from the annotation of a GenBank genome assembly.
CCCGAGGGCCUCCUUUCCUUCCUUGACUCGUGUGACGCACCUCCCGUGACGGAGAAAGACUACCUCUUCAUUCGCGACAACUUACAGCUGGCCCAGGAGCACGUGCUGCGUGUGCAAAGCAAGAAGUCCGAGCCGCUGUACAUCCUGCAGGAGCGCGUGGACGGCAUUCUGCAGCACUGGCGCGUCAAAAUCGGGCUCCAACCAAGAAAGGCCUCCACACCCAACAUCGAGGAUAAGCCAGUGGCUCUGCGUUUGACGCGUCGCAUGCGAAUCAAGUUGGGCACCCCAGACACCAAGGUGAACGGGAAACAGCCGGAGUUGCCGAGGCCUCUCAACUGGCCUUUCUUCUACUACAAUUUCCGACUGGACCACGCCAAGCCGGAUCUCAUCUGGAAUUUAAGGACGCGCGAUGAAUUAAAAGAUGCUCUCGAGAAAGAGAUAGGCGAGUACCGUCGUGAGAGCGAGUACUUCUCCUACAGUUGCCUGGAGGAGCCCUGUUCGAACGUCGAGGGCGGUUGGGAGGAUGCCUUCGAGACUGGAAGCAUUCCCGACGUGGAGCAGUCAUCAUCACCACCCACAACCAAUGGGGUUGAUGCUGCUGGUUCGCCUGACCAGGGCAUUGAUGUUGCCGCUUCCACCCCUGCUAGUGAUGAGGGCGAGGGCGCAAGUAAGAAGCCUCCUGUAGACACCCUAGAGGCGCAGGCAAAUAUGGUGUCUUGGAAUCACGUUGAAUUCCGUGUGCGCUAUCACAGUCUCUCUGCUGAGCCUCAGGUCGGGAACUACUUUCUUCGACUUCUGCUGGAGGAGGACAAGCGAAUCACCUCGGCCGAAGCCGUCACCUCUACCGACGCACCAAACUCAUUGGGUUUAUCGAGAAUCAAGAACAGCCGGGACUUCUUCAGCGAACUGUUCCGUCGUUACCUGCAGUACAGCGCAGCCGCUGGCUCCCUCGCGUACUCUUCCUAUGGAGGUGGCGGUGGUGGUGGUGGCGGGAAUCUGGCCAAAAACAACCCGCUCGCUCGGUCGCGUCGGACAGAGCGAAGCAACCACCGGCUGUCGAUGCGUUGUCUGUGCUUGAAUGCGAUGGCCAUCGUCUACGGACGGUGCCACAAGGAGAUCGGAGCGGUCUCGGACAUACCCCUUCUUGUUCACCUCCUCGACAGGACGUCCUCGGCGGCCGAGCGAGACUCCCUUCUGACGCUCCUGGAAAAACUCGUUGUUAAUAAGGCAAGUAUCUGCGGUGUGAGGUCGAAUUCGCUAAUUAUGCUCGAGCGUGUCGUUAAAGCCUUUGAAACUGUGCUCCACCAUCUCCACCACCCUACCAUCAGCUCACCACCACCACCACCGUCAUUUCUAGCUCCACCGCAUCAUCUCCACUCUCGUACCGCCACCGUCACCCCACCAGUAACACCACCACGGCGCCAUCACAACCUUACCACUGUCACAUCACCACCUCAAUCACCACCACCCCCACCGUCAUCUCCAACUCCACCACAUCAUCUCCACUCUCAUACAGCCACCAUCACUCCACCAGUAACACCACCACGGCGCCAUCACAACCUUACCGCCGCCACGUCCCCACCACCAUCACUACCGAUUCUCACAGUCGCUCCCUCCUCCCCCUCCUUUAAGUACAACGCGGACGAAUUCCUUGAGGCGGACGGCGUACGCGUGGUGACCGACCUCGCGUGCCUCUCUCACCUCCACACCAAUCGGGCCCCCGUACCAAGCCAGACCAACGUCCUCAAGGCCGGUGACGAUCCGGAGAGCCUGGAAGGCGGUGGCGCCACCCAGCGCGAAUGGUGGUACUGGAAGACCACCGACCCUCCCGGUUCGCAGGGCCCCUUCACGUUCGCCGAGAUGCGCGAGAAGUUCGCCAGCGGGGCUCUUGCUCCCAACGUCUACGUGUUCGCCCAAGGCCUGGACAGCCAGCCGCGGUGUCGAAUCGACGGCGUCUACGCUGACUCCGACGACGAGUCUGGCGCGUCAAUGUCCAGUGCGGCUUUCGUCUCCUUCGGUGCUACCACCACCACUGGCAACAGCGCCGGCUCGAAGAACUCCACGCAGACGCCCUCUGCGUCCACAAUGGGCUGGGUGCCGGCCUACCGGGUCACGCAGCUGCGCUGGUCGGUUCCACGACUGCUCGGCGGUGAAUAUGCGGACGACGAGGAACGCGGGUCUGCCAACUGCACUAACGGCGGCGGUGAGGAUCUCAUCUCGAAGCUGGGCUACAGCCACGGCGCACUGUUGGAUCACACAGCGAUGGCGAUUCGCUGUGUCGAAGUCCUUCUCAGGCUCUGCGAGAGCAGCUCCUCGCGAGACGCCGCCACGGGCGGCAUCAUUCGACCUCUACCGCGUCCCAGACGAACAAUCUCCAACCCCUUCCACCUUCCUCACAUUGUACAGCUCCUCCUGACUUUCGACCCUCCGCUCGUUGAGAGGGUUUCCUCUCUCCUCCUUCACGUUAUUGACCAGAACCCCUGUCUUCCCCGCAUCUACCUAACCGGGGCGUUCUUCUUCAUCCUCAUGUACACCGGGAGCAAUAUCCUUCCGAUCGCGCAUUUCCUCAAGGCGACCCACCUCCUCCAGGCUUGUCUCGCUGAAGAGUCACCCCGACAGUCAUCCGAACUGCAGUCGCGCUCGGUGUUGGGCAAGAUCCUCCCCGACGCGAUGAUCUCCUUUCUCGAGAACCACUCGCCGGAGAAGUUUGCCGAAAUCUACCUGGGCGACUUCGACACGCCGGAGGCAAUUUGGAGCCAGGAAAUGCGGCGCUUCAUGAUUGAGCGUCUGGCCGCCCACCUGGCCGACUUCACGCCACGCCUGAAGAGCAACAUCCGUGCCAUCUACCAGUACAUCGGCAUUCCCACCAUCGUCUAUCCACAGCUCGAAGGCGAACUCUUCGUCAAUUGCUACUACCUCCGCCACUUCUGCGACACCAAUCGCUUUCCCGAUUGGCCAGUGAAGGACGCGAUUGCACUUCUGCGCGACAUUCUAGGCACGUGGCGGGAUGAAACCAAUAAGAAACCCUGCAAAAUCAGCUACGAGGACUCGCUUCGAGAACUCGACUUGGAUCCGUCUGCUCUCAACGAAGAAAACGAGGAAGCCACAAUACGUCGGGCGUACUACCACUUGUCCAUGAAAUAUCACCCCGACAAGAAUCCAAAUGGACAGGCCAAGUUCCACGCCAUCAACUCGGCCUACAACUUUCUGUGCAAUCGUAGUCGCAUUUCCGACGGUCCGAAUCGCAGGCACAUUCAGCUGCUCAUUCGCUCUCAGAGCAUCCUUUACAAUCGCUACCGCAGAGAAUUGGCGCCGCACAAGUACGCAGGCUACCCGAUGCUUAUUCGCACUAUUCGCAUGGAAGUCGAAGAUGAGAGUCUCUUCAUGAAGCAGAGCAACGAUGGUGACAAGACCUCGAGCAAGACCGCAGAACUCCUCUCCUACGCAACUGAACUGGCUUACGAAACUGUCGCGACCAGCGCUCUGAACGCGGAGGAAUUGAGGCGGGAGGGUGGGCUGCAGACACUCCAGGACGCUUUCGCCCGUUGUUCGGCUCUCCUCUCCCUCGACGACGCCCUCAACAACCCCCUGGCUGUCAGCGUGUGCUGUCACGUGACCGGCUUCUUCACCGUCUCCACCAAGUUCCCGGCGUCGCGCGAGUGCAUCCACGAGAUUCCCCAGAUCACUCGUGACAUCCUGCGCCUCCUCUACUACAAGGCAGUGCUUUCGACCUCGGAGGAUGAUGUCUUUUUUUGUUCGCUACGAUUGUUUCCACCCCUUAAUCUUCCUCGUCUGUGUUGCCAAGCGGCCGCCUGCAUUGCUGCCUUCUGCGACGACUUCUGGCUGUGCAGUAAAGUCUACGAGAACGGCGGAAUGUACAUGCUGCUUUACCAUGUUCUCGCCUACGACUUCACCCUAGAGGAAAGUGGAGUUGACACGAGCAGUGCUACUAAUACUCAAUCAGUUUUUUGGAUGCAUUCCUUGCACCUGCAACCAUCGUGUAACCCCUCUCUUGCACAGCUCACAUUGAAUCGCCUGUCUCUGCUGUGUCUCUGGGCAACCAGUCGUCUGCUUCACGGCUGCUCCGCAAUCGCCAGCCCCGAUGAAUCGCCGCACGAGGGACCGCCCGUUGAACAGGCCCUGAACAGGCUCGUGACGCCGCACAUUGCUCGCAAGCUGGCAGCCCUCGGCGCCAUGAAGGCUCCCACCCCGGUCGCGAACAUCGAUCGCCUAUUGGAUGGCGACUUCCUCAGCGCCGCCAGCGAGUCGGGCCAGGCGCUGCGUCGGUUGGCUAAACUGCUCACAAUCAAUUCAGCGACCCCCUGCUUCAUCUGGGACAAUCAGUGCAGAGCCGAGUUGACUGCAUUCCUGGACGACCAGGUCUCACGCCUCGUCAAGACGGGCGAGGCUGACCUGGAAGCCGUGAAGGCAUUCGCUCACAAGAAGUUCCAGGGAGAGCUCCUCAUUGGCGAGAUAUUUGUGCGCAUAUUCAACAAGCAGUCGACGUUCCCCUUGGACAAUUCACGCAGCUUUGCCAUCGAUCUGCUGCACUACCUCGAGAAGGAGGUCGCCCUGUUGCCGACCACUUCGGACGGUCUGCCGGCCACCACGCAGCGCGUCAACCACAUCGAAUCGGCCCUCGAGGCACUGCGCAAUGUCAUCCGCAGUUACGCCGGUGUCGAAAUACAGUGCAUCGGUCACUUCAGUAUUCUCUUCGCCAUCCUCGAUAUGAACGGAUAUACAAACAUGAAGUUGCGGUCCGUCGAGGUGCUACAUUCCGCGUCGAAGAACCCCGAGUGUCUCAACGACAUCCACGCCUCGAAGUUGCUUGUCGGAGCGGUCAUGCUAUUCCGCGCACUGCCUCAGGCACAAAUCCCCCUCGUGGAUUUCUUCAACCACGCGAUUGCCGUGAACGCCCUGUUGAAGGAGCUCGUCUACGCCGGCGGCUUGGUUUACCUCCUCGAGACGAUCGUCACCUCGGAGAUGCGCGACGUGCGCACGGCGUGCGUGUCCUUCCUCAGCCGGUGCAUGGCCAACGCCCAGCUCGGCCGCAGGAUCCAAGCCCUGCUCGGACAGUUCGUUCCCGCCAUCUUCCCCGAGACCAUUCGUGACACCCCCGAGCAGUUCAUCCCUCUGUUCGACGCCGACCACCAGAACCCCGAGCUUAUUUGGAACCAGGCCUGCAGGGAGCGCUUGAGCGAGGCCAUCAUCGAUAUGUGCAACAAAUUCGCCAAGCAGCAGCAGUCGAAUCGGUCACUGCGCUGGUCCCUCCCGGACUCCUACUCCGUCUCCUACGUAUCUGCGAUAUCCGAGAGUUUGCUUUCCCAAGGCCUGCUCACAGAAUCCGACAUCAGUAGUCUGGAGGCGUCUGGUGGUCUGGUCGUGGUGUCCGGUGUCUACCUGCAUCUCUACGUCAACCAGCCCGGCUGGAUGCUAAGGCAGCCGGACCAAGUCCUCGACGGGCUGAUGGAGAAGCUCCUUGAUGCAAGUCCUCUCACCUUCCGGGGUUUGCCUUCUUCGGCGCAGCUCCUGCGUUUGUUGAACCGGGCUACUGUGCAACUCCUCACCGACCGGCCGGGUCUGCUGGACGGACUCCCCCGAAAGGGCUACCCCCAUCGACUUUUCGAUCUCUUCCCCACCGUCAAUGAACCGGAAGGCGCUAAAACCUGUGCCCUUCUUCUCCACCGCAUGUCUGUUAGCAAGUUGUGCGUUGGCGCGAUGACAGAACGCGAGACAAUGGCCGGCUACCUCCACGUGAUGCGUCACUGCAUCGGCGAGGAACUCGGCACUGUUGGCGAAUGCCUCUUCAACAUCUUCAACACCACUGGCUGUGACCCCCUCGUUGCUCAAGCCCUGAAAUGCGACCUCAUCGACUAUCUCCUGCAGACCCUGCACCAGGGAUUGCCGGUCACGGUUCGUGAACCGGGUCAGUGUCGAGCCUACAUCGUCAAGGCACUGAAGGUCAUGCAGAAGAACCCCGUCUACGGCACAAAGGUGGCGGAGAAGCUGGAAUCGGAUCCGAACUGGGCGGAGUUUCGCGACCAGAGUCACGCUCUGUUUCUCACGAACGCGCCCCAGUCCACGGCCUCGGCGUACCUCACUGCCGGCGCAGGGGGCUCAAGCAUGCACGCCGGUUUCCUCACCAGCGGCACCCCUGUCCCUCCCGCCGCCGCCGCCUCCUCAUCCUCCUCCUCGUCGUCCCAGAGUCACCCGCAGCGACCCCCAGCCCCGACCGUUCCUCCCAUGUACCCCAUGGGCCCAGGCGGGGUCCCUACGGCACCUCCUCAACUCCCUUGA